Messenger RNA from Epinephelus lanceolatus (giant grouper), 3033 nucleotides. RefSeq names its product MRG/MORF4L binding protein (gene mrgbp). The record is from RefSeq and is a predicted model, not a curated record. NCBI's taxonomy places the organism in Eukaryota, Metazoa, Chordata, Actinopteri, Perciformes, Serranidae. Gene Ontology annotation, cellular component: nucleus; NuA4 histone acetyltransferase complex. Gene Ontology annotation, biological process: regulation of transcription by RNA polymerase II.
UCCGGUCGCCGGUAGAGGUGGACCGUAGCCGUUAGCAGUGUUAGCAGUGUUAGCUUCUGUUAGCAGUGUUAGCUCGUGUUUAGCCUUAUUGUUGAAGAUGGGGGAGGCAGACGUGACGCUGAAUCAGACCGAUGAGAAGCCUCCAGACUCCGGCCUAGUGCCCGGGGAGGACUCGGUGGUCUGGAGCCAUGAGGUGGAGGUCUGUCUGUUUCACGCGAUGAUCGGUCACAAACCUGUCGGUGUGAACCGUCACUUCCACAUGAUCUGUAUCAGAGACAAGUUCAGUCAGAACAUCGGACGACAGGUUUCCUCCUCCGUCAUCUGGGAUCACCUGGGAACCAUGUACGACAUGCAGGCUCUGCACGAGUCGGAGAUCUUACCGUUUCCAAACACAGAGAAGAGCUUCUGUCUGCCUGAUGACAUCAUCCAGGAGGUGAAAGAAGGGAAGCUGGGCUCAGAGGAGGAGACCAAAGAGGAGUUCAGGAUGGAGCGAGAGCCUCCAGCUACACAUGAAGAAGGCAGUAACUCAUCGGUGAAGAUGUCAGAGCGAACCAGCAGUAGUCGGGACAAGGAGCGAGAGCGAGACAAGGAGAAGGGAGGAAGUGAAGGAGGAGCGUCAGGAGGAGGGGGAGGAGCCAAAGAGGCGGAGAAGAGGAAGAGGAGCCGGGCGGCCGAGAAACUGCUGUCGUCUUCCAACCCGGCGAGUCCGGGAGGAGCCAAGAGGAGACGCACCUGAGAGGAGGACAGACAGAGGGACAGAGACAGUGUGUGUGGAGGAGAGAGGAGAAGAAUCUGCCGUCACAGGACUCAAACCUGCGAGCUGUGUGUCACAUGACUGUCUGCUGUCUGACCUCCAAGGCGCAUUGGAUGAAGGAGGAGGAGCCUGAUGUGUGUUCACUGCAGAGUGAUGAUGACGAUGAUGAUGACCACAGCCUGGCAGAAUCUGUCUCGUUAUUUUCAGUUUAGUUCUGAUGUCGUUUUCUCUGAAGCUUUUAGUCUCAGUUUGAUGUCUGUGUCCAGUUUGUCCCGUGUCCUCUCUCAGACUCAUCGUCACGCCCCUGUAACACUGUCCCACACAUGAUGGACCGUUUAAAGCCCUUCACUUCCUGUCUUCCUCAGUCUGACAGCGACCAUCACAGGAAGGACACGCUGCGUUUAGUUUUGGCUGCCGAGCAGAAAAACUGCAAACACUGAUACUCUUUGGUUAGUGAGGAUAGCUGCCGAUAGCUACCAGGGAAAAUGACAGUGCAUCCACUUCCUGUUUUGGUCGUGCAGUUGUUGACGCACUUCCUUUGUGCCAUAAAUGGAAAACCUUUUCACACAGAGAUGGCGCUAAAGAGCCACCACAAAGUCACGUCUUUAUUUUACACAGAACCAAACGACGGCGGCGUCAUGUGGCUCCAGUGUGUGAUGUCAGACAGCAUGAUGACAUCACAGAGUCAAAAGAAGCGUGACAUGUAACACAACAGCGUCGGCCUCUAGUGUGACAUAUAACAAACAUGUCCACAGCUCUUUAUGAACAAUAACAAUGACAUCACAUGUCAAUAACAAUCAUUUAGCGUCCCUGUUAUAUGGCGGCUGAUCUCGUCCUCUGCUUGGAGGGUAAGGAGCUCCUGUUAGCUGCUAACUGCUAACAGCUGCCCUUAAAUCUCCUGUGGUGGGUCGCACACAUCAUCAGUCCGUCACACCCGUCCUGUCAGCUGUCCCUUUGACACAGGUGUUGAUUUGGUGCGGUCACUACCUUGGCUGCCGGCCUAAAGGUGACGCAACUCCGUCCUCCACUCCACGGUCGCAUCUUUUGUACAGAGCGGUGAGGCAGAAUAACGGUGCCACAUUUACGCCCUGAACAGGAAGUGUAAAUGGAGCUAGUUCCUUUAUUUUCCCUGGCAGCAGACACCAUGAGAGUGAUGUUGACAGGAAGCCAAUGUAAACACAGAUGGUGUCAUUCUUCUGUAGCCACGGUUACUCUGAAUCAGUGUUUAAAUUAAAGCAACAAACUCAGUUCAAACCGAAGCAGCGGAACCAGACGGCGCCUUUUUUUCCACACAGUUUCUGUUUUUCUGAAAACAUGCUGCCUACAUUUCCCACAAUGCAGUUGUCCGAGGUUUUGGCCGUGUUGUGCCAGUAGCAGCUGAUGUAGCUGGAGCCUGCAGCAGAGACGAGCGGCGGCCUGCAGAGGUCUCACUUCCUGAUAACUCCACGCCGCCAUGUUUUAUUCUUUUAUAGUCUUCAGCAGAUGCUGACUCGAGUGACAUCACAGGAGGACGUUCCUCAGACUUGACACAGUCGGUCAGAGACUCUGACGGCUUCAUACUGCUGCUGAAACAUGCACCAGACUCUGUCCCUUAAGACUGGCCCUCAGCUCUCAGGUGUCUCUGUGUGUCAGGUGUGUCUGUGUGUGUCAGGUGUGUCAGGUAUGUCAGGUGUGUCUGUGAGCAGCCUGCAGGAAACAGCAGGUGUAAACGUUUCCUGUCGCCAUGUCACAGAAAGGUUUUUAUUUACAGCCCUGAUCAAUACUCUUUGGAUAAAGAUUCAACAUGAUCGAUCAUCAAGUCUCUGUCAGGAACCACACGCAACCAGUGCGUCAAUAAUAAUUCUGUUUUUAUCAUCAUUAUCUUAAACAUCAGGAAGUCAGCUGUUAUUGAGACUAGAGAGAGGACUCGGGUUUUAUUGAGACUAGAGGGAGGACUCGGUUCAUGUCUCGAUGUGACUUGUUGCGGUCAGCAGCUCAGUGAAGAUCAUGUGACGAUGGUUCAGGAGGUUUUUAUCAGCUGACUGUUAAAUAUGAGGCAAUAAAUCUCAGCUGUCAUGGUUUUUUUUUUUUAAUGGAUAUUACUGAGUGUUUUUUAUUUUCCUGUGUGUGUGUGUGUGUGUGUGUGCGUGUGUGUGUGUGUCAGAGCUGACCACAGAGUCAGCUGACAGCUCAUCUUCAGACCUUCAGAAUAAAACGUUGGCGGACAUGUUUAAUUUAUUGAUGUGUGCUGAGCUGAUGUUUGAGGCUGUUUGUGUCAUUAAAGAUGAACUCAGAUCAGG